AUGCAGUAUUUCAGUAAUCUUUAUUAUUUUAUUUUUAUUUAUUUUUAUCAUUUAAGUAUUCCAGAUUCAAUGACGUUAAAAAAUACUACACCUGAGGCAUUCAAGUCAAUGCUGGAAACUUACAUGAAAUUUAUAUUUGUACGGGAUCCAUUUGAGAGACUCUUCUCUGCCUAUGUGGACAAAAUCUUGAUCCCAACAAUAUUAAAGACACGGGUUGUAAAGUUCUUCAUGGAUGAAAACCUGGUGGCUAAAGAAAGUCUGCCUUGCAAUCAGAAAAUUUCAUUCGGAGACUUCAGUUCCUUGUUGGCUGACGCAAUCAUGCAGAAGAACUUUUUCGACUGGCAUUUUUCAACCAUGUCGUCACAAUGCCACCCGUGUCAGUUCAACUUUUCAAUGGUUGGCAAGAUGGAGACUUUCAUGGCAGAUGUCAGCGACUGCUUGACACAAACAGAAACGGCAGAAAUGCUAUGGCGACAUCUUCAAAUAAGAGGAUUCAUCUCUAAAACGAUCUCACUUCCUCCCAAUCAAAGUAAAAAUGGUGUGCUUUCACUGGAAAACUUCAAAUCAGCUGCCAUUCGAGCAUACGAGCAAUCCGAACCCAGACACAUUAGAAUGCGGCAGCGAGAAGAAGCCAUGAUGGAAGCCUACAGUCUUGUCCCGAGGGAGACCCUGGAGAAACUGUCCCAGCUCUACGCAGAGGACUGUUUAUUGUUUGAUUACUCGUGUGAUAUCGAUAGGUUUCUCAGUCACAAAAUGCAGCCGUUUUAUUUUAUUGGUGUCUGA
This is a messenger RNA of Candidula unifasciata, 783 nucleotides long. NCBI's taxonomy places the organism in Eukaryota, Metazoa, Mollusca, Gastropoda, Stylommatophora, Geomitridae. The record is from the annotation of a GenBank genome assembly.